UACACUCGGAUUUGCUAGUAUCAGUGGUGCAGCGUAUUUACUUAGUAAUCAUUAUAAGAAAAAUAUAGCUCGUUAUGAACAAGCACAAAAUAAUUUAGAAAGGUUAGAAAAAUUAUUAACUAGAAUGGAAAAUUCAAAUGAUUAUUAUUUUUAUUUAAAUGAUAAUCAAUAUCCCGGUAAAGCCGAAAUUUUGAUUGACCUUCUUAAUGAAUUUAAAGAUGAAAUUU
Molecule: messenger RNA, 227 nt
Organism: Dentiscutata erythropus
Lineage: Eukaryota; Fungi; Glomeromycota; Glomeromycetes; Diversisporales; Gigasporaceae
Source: the annotation of a GenBank genome assembly